GUCCGCCCACCCCGCUUCUCCUCUGUGUCUCCUUCUCGCAGUCUGGUCGAGAGUCAAAGCCGAAAGCAGAGAGAACAUCGACGGUUCUGACUGAACCGAGAAUCCACGGCAGUCAUGGCGGCGCCGUUAGCCCACUUUGAUGAGGACUGGCAGGACUUUAACGAAUUCAAGCCGUCCUCGGACGCGGUCGACCCACUGGACAAGCUGAACUCAAACGUGGGCGAUUCGUCGGGCCUAGACGAUUUCUCGGAUCUGGACAACAGUUUCUCUGGGGAGAUCUGCAGCUUCAAGUCGAUGGAGGACCUUGUCCACGACUUCGACGAGAAGCUCACAGUGUGUUUCCGAAACUACAACACUACAACGGAAAACAUAGCUCCCAUUAAACCUAUCACCGAGGAUAAUUACUUGAAAGACGACGAGGUGUGGAACACUCUGACGGAUAACUACGGCAAUGUGAUGCCGGUGGACUGGAAGACAUCUCACACUCGCUCCUUACACCUGCCUACCCUCAACCUCACCGAACACGAGAAGUUGGAUAACCAAUCUUUAGAUCUGUCUGACGAUGAGGAGCUGAGGGAGCAGAUGGACAUGCACUCAAUCAUCGUCUCGUGCAUCAAUGAUGAGCCGCUUUUCACAGCCGAGCAGGUGAUUGAGGAGAUAGAGGAGAUGAUGCAGGAGUCUCCAGACCCAGAGGACGAUGAGAGUCCUUCACAGUCCGACUUGUCCAUGCUCUCUCAAGACCUCAAUGCUCUAAAACGCUCCGGGUCCAACACCAGCUACGAGGACCGGCUGCGUCAGAUGUCCGUGUCGGAGCUGACUGAAACUCUGGAGGAAGUGGAGGCGGCCAUUCGUCGCUACAGUGAGGAGCUGAUCCAGGCUCUGGCUCUGCGAGAUGAAUUGGACUAUGAAAAGGAGGUGAAGAACAGCUUCAUCUCACUGCUCAUUGAAGUGCAAAACAGACAGAAGGAGCACCGCGAGCUGCUGCGGAAGAAGAAGAAAAUCCGGCACACGACAACGACGGGGCCCAACGGCCAGAGGACGGCUAGCACGCACAUACCCGGCACGCUCCUCACUAUGGAGGGACUCUCCAAUAUCAUUCAAAAUGGCCUCCGUCAAACUUUUGGCAACACAGGAGGGGACAAACAGUACCUGACCACAGUGAUCCCUUAUGAGAAGAAAGCAGGCCCCCCGUCUGUAGAAGAUCUCCAGAUCCUCACAAAGAUCCUCCAUGCCAUGAGGGAUGACAGUGAGAAGGUACCUGCCCUCCUAACAGACUACAUUCUCAAAGCUCUGGUAUGAGAGCAGUGGAAACUGAGGUUUGUGAGUCCUCUGUCCCACGUAAAGUCAAAGGCGACACUCCUGUUUCCAGAACCAUCCACUGGACCAUCAGAAGAGGGUUCUGGUAAUCCAGGAAAAACCCACAAAGUGGCCCCCAGUUUCCACAUCAUAGACUUUCUUUCCUUGUGGUACUUUUUUUUAAAAACUCUGUUGAUCCUAGGAUUUUAACUCUCCUUGACUCGUAUAUUCCAAUGUAACUUUUAACUUUUUAAUGCUUGAGUACUACAUCCCUGUGUAUGUUCUGACUGCAUGAUAACUUGUCUAUAGAUGCCAGUAAUCAGUAUUAGUCUGAACACCUCACUUCCUGGUUUGUGCGGGGCUUUGUGAACAGUCAGGAAAAUAACAAAAGUUUAACCUGCGUGCAACGUCAUCAAGCUUGUGUGAGGUGAAAUUUGCAUCCUUGUAGUUCAUGCCUGACAGGAAAAACGAAUCCGGGCAGAAUCUGUGAAUCUCAAAGUGCUGGGCAAGUCGUGUUAUGAAGUCUUGUUUUGUUAUUUCCUUGUUAGGAAUCCAUUGCAUUAAUGGCAUUUGUUGAUGGUUGCACAUCAUGACAGCGUCUUAAGGUUGAAAACUGCUUGGUGAGGAUCAAGGAACAAACCCUUUAAUUUAAAAAUGCAAAACUGUAGGUAGUGACGUUGUUGCAUGUUGCUUUGGGGUUUGCACUCGAUAGUAGCUGUUAGCUGAAUGUUAAGAUGAAAUAUUUUGUAUAUGAUGAAAGAAAUUGCACAGUUUGGGGAACUUCUUUUUUUAAAUAGGGAAAAAAAGUGGAAAGACUUAAAGUCGUAGCUGGAUGAACAAUUAUGUAAAGCAUAUUUUUGGAUAAGGGGAUGUUUUUAGUGAGAUAAGGGACUUUGUAAUCAUUUUGUAAAUCUAGUCUGUUGACCUCUGAGCCCUCAAGUAGUAACCUCCCCAUCCCCACCAAUGUCAUCACUUCCCCACGAGGUGUCAUUUCGCAAGUCUGCAGAUACCUCAUGUGCUAAAGUUCAGCAUUAGUGGCAACCAGUCUGUCUGAUUGUAUGUUAGCUUGGUGUUGUAGCUCAAAUGAAGUCAGAUUUGGUAAAUAGUUAAGCAUCUGUUAUUAGUUGUGGCAUUUUUAAACCAGUCUCUUACAUCUUUAGCGGUUAAAUUUUAGUGGUAGCACUUUACUCCGUCAGUGAUCUGAUCGUGUGCUGUCGUAGCACAGAGUACGUCUCAGUAGAUUAGUGUGUGGUGAAGCUUAGAAAACAGAGCUGAGGUGAACAAAGAUGCUAACAUGCAUUUAUUUCCCAAGGGGCACUCCCCUGAGUUUACAUUACCAUCAGUUUGUGGAUCAUGAAUCAGCCAGCAAAACUGCUGGGUAAUUUCUUCGGCGGCUCUGGAGAACCUUUAACAUGAUGUCACUGAGGUUAUUUCAUCCCAGGCUUGAGAAAACCUUCAGGAUCUGCACUAGGACUAAAAGUCUGGGCUUUCUUCCAAGUCUUUCUGGAAGUGCAAUACUUACUGGCAGGAGUUGCCCCUCUAAAACCAACCGCGUCUUCAGCAAGUUGGCACGCUAACGUUCGAAACACCAGCUGCUACAGGUGCACCACACACUGUCAGAUCAGGUCUAGCCUAGCUCUCAGGUACGAUCAUCAGUGUUAGUAGUUUAAAUCAUCGUCAGAAAGUUGCUGACAUUCCUGAGUCGUCUUUUAGCAGCUAGACUUGGAGCUUGCUGCACUUCUAUCAAAUGUUCUCAUGCAUAGUAGCCACUCGGCUGAACCCGCUCAGAAUCAUGUAGUACGCUCUGCAGUCAUAGCAGCAGCUGUAGCGCAGGUAAAGACAUCUGUAGAGGCUGCAGUAGCAUCUGCUUGUUGUAGGGGUCUUCUUAUAAUAGCAUAGCUGUGGUUAACACGUCUGUCUUUUACUGGGUAAUAAUCAAACGCCUCGCUCUCGGAAAGGGGAGUGAUGAAGAUGAUGAAUGUCGGGGAAGAUUGCACAAACGGUUGCUUAAAUGAAUAGGGGGCUAUUUAUUUUGUAAAUGAAGUCAAAAGCUUGUAGUGCUGUGUUAAAACUAUUUAUAUGUAACCUGUUUCUACUUUUGACAGCUAAGAAAACAUUCGCAACCAAGCAUGUGCUGCAUGCACUUUAGUGUUGCAAACACAUUUCUUAUGGUUAAUGAUUUGUCUGUUUAGGAGCAUAUGGAUAUUAGAUUAAAGGGACAAGCAGCGAAACCUGUUAUAGUUUUAACUCUUAAAAAGUAAUCGGGAGUCCUAAAAUCAGAGGCAGCAAAAUACUUAAAUCAUAUCUUGAAAGGUGUCUAUUGAUUUGUCAUAAUCUGGUUAGUAAAGUGCUUAAAUUAAACUAGCUUUUAAUGCCAUCUGUGUAAAUAAAACACUGAUUUAUAAUGACAUGGCAGUCAGCACAGAGGUCACUGAAAGAUCUCGUCUCAGGCCAGAGCCUCUCAUCCGGCCUGCUCAGCAGACAUGUCAGUUCAACUACAAAUUGAGAGAUUUAUAUUUAUACAUGUACAACAAGCAAUGAAAUAAGAGGCUGCCUUUGUAAAUGCCUGAAAAUCUUUGUACAGUUAACAAAUAACUCAUUUUUUUAAUGCAAUAUAAUUCCCCAGUUUGGGGUUUAAUGUUUACUGUCUCAUGUGGUACUGCAAUAUAUUAAUUUAUUAUGUAAAUGUUUGUUUUGUAACCAUAUUAUUGACUGUAAUGGUACAAGUGUUUUGUGCCCUCAUUGCAUUGCAACCCAUUUCAAAAUAAAAACUAGAGUUACCUCCUCAUGCUUGUUUUCCCUGUCAAUUUGCAGGUUAGGUCUGUGCAUGUCCAACCUUGACCUUUCAGA
Pelmatolapia mariae (spotted tilapia) is the source of this 4146-nucleotide messenger RNA. Its product is annotated as fasciculation and elongation protein zeta-2-like. The record is from RefSeq and is a predicted model, not a curated record. Bases 115 to 1299 code for a protein of 394 amino acids. Gene Ontology annotation, cellular component: axon; cytoplasm. The transcript is spliced from 11 exons. NCBI's taxonomy places the organism in Eukaryota, Metazoa, Chordata, Actinopteri, Cichliformes, Cichlidae.